Messenger RNA from Cutaneotrichosporon oleaginosum, 810 nucleotides. RefSeq lists its product as uncharacterized. Gene Ontology annotation, molecular function: oxidoreductase activity. Lineage: Eukaryota; Fungi; Basidiomycota; Tremellomycetes; Trichosporonales; Trichosporonaceae. The record is from RefSeq and is a predicted model, not a curated record. Gene Ontology annotation, cellular component: cytosol.
AUGCCAGAGCUCUUCAACACCACUCGCCUGCAGGGCAAGACUGCGAUCGUGACGGGCGCGUCGAGCGGCAUCGGCGCCGCGACCGCGGUCCUCUUCGCGCGCGCCGGCUGCAACCUCGUGCUCCUCGCGCGGCGCAAAGCGCAGCUGGACGAGGUCGCGGCGCAAGCCAAGGCCGCCGCGGAGGCCAUGGGCCACCGCCCGCAGAUCGUCGUGCGCACGCUCGACGUAAACGACCGCGCGGCGGUCGACGCGCUCGUGCCUGCGCUGAAGGAGGCGGGCGUGCAGUCCUUCGACGUGCUCGUCAACAACGCCGGCGGCGCGAUUGGCACCGAGCGCGCAGGCGACAUCAAGAUGGACGACGUCGACUUCAUGGUCAACACCAACCUCGUCUCGCUCAUCCAGAUCACGCAGGUCUUCCUGCCCGAGAUGAAGCGCCAGGACUCGGGCCACAUCAUUAACAUCGGCUCGCUGGCGGGCCGCGAGGCGUAUGUCGGCGGCACGAUAUACUGUGCUGUCAAGCACGCCGUCAAGGCAUUCUCCCAGUCGCUCCUCAAGGAGCUCGUCGCCACGGGCAUCCGCGUGUCCGAGGUCGCCCCCGGCUUCGCUGAGACCAACUUCGCCGUCACCCGCUUCCGUGGCGACGAGGAGGCCGCCAAGGCCGUGUACAAGGGCUUCAAGCCGCUCGUCGCCGAGGACAUCGCCGAGGAGAUUGUGUGGUGCGCGCUGCGCCCGCCGCACGUGCAGAUCGCCGAGCUCUACGUCCUCCCGUCGGCGCAGGGUGCCGCGACCAUCAUCCACCGCAGCGAGUAA